AUGUUUGUCUUUAGGGAAGGUGCAAGGAUCCUAGUGGGUGCCCCAGAAGACGAGCCCUACCAAGUGAAUGGUGUGAAGCGACCUGGUGCAGUAUAUCGCUGUGAACCUACCAGCCGAGCCUUCGCUUCAGAAGAUCUAGCUAAUCCCUUGGAGCGAUGCAGAUUGAUGGAGUUUGACAAGAACAGAAUAAAUUAUAUAGUGUAUACUACACUCGCACUCGUCACGUACCGAAUGCUACCACUCCCCUCCUGCUGA
Molecule: messenger RNA, 255 nt
Organism: Pieris macdunnoughi
Lineage: Eukaryota; Metazoa; Arthropoda; Insecta; Lepidoptera; Pieridae
Source: the annotation of a GenBank genome assembly